AUGAAUUGUUCAAACCCAUUGGGUUCAAGCAGAAGAGCCAAGGCAGGAGUCCCUCGUCACGUACGAACUACUAUCAACUAUUACCGAGACCCAGGCGACGGUACGGAACAUGCCCCAAGUAUUGCCGGGAAGAGAAGUACAUUCAAUCAACCCUCUAUCGACUUGAAUACCACGAUUACCGACAUUACCGGGAGUGAGCACAAAUACACACUAGACAGCCAUGGCUUUCAGCUUUGUUCCCACGUAAGCCAGGAGAAGACAUUUGACAGUGAGGAACGGAUCAAGCAAGUCUACUAUACCGAGGUUCAACAACUGGUCUUAAAGAUGACUGGUGCUUCUCGACUGCACAUAUUUGACCACACAAUUCGGCGACCGAACCCUGUUGCCUCCCACUCCGACGAAGAGCGUCGGCCAGUAAGGCAAGCACACAUUGAUCAGUCUGAAUGGGCUUCAAGAAACCAGGUUAUCCGACAUAUGGGGCAAGACGCCACCCGGCUUCUCCAGUCACGCUUCCAGAUUAUCAAUGUUUGGCGCCCCAUCAAAACAAUUCGCAAAGACCCGCUGGCAGUUUGUGAUUCUCAAUCAGUCCCUGAUAGGGACAUUCUUCCCAUAAAGCUGAUUUACCCAGAUUGGGUGGGAGAGCCAUGCACGAUGCUACCCAACAAUGAUCAUUGUUGGUACUACAAGCAUAACCAGACGCCAGAGGAGGUGAUGCUCUUCAAAUGUUACGAGUCGAAAACAGAUGGACGUGCGCGAAGAGUCCCACAUGCGGCGUUUACAGACCCCGAGACAGUUGAUGAAGAGCCCAGGCAAAGCAUAGAAGUUAGGGUGCUGGUUUUCUACGAAGACGAUAUAGAUAUGCCAUGA
Colletotrichum higginsianum IMI 349063 is the source of this 867-nucleotide messenger RNA. RefSeq names its product Catalyzes late reaction in the cephamycin biosynthetic pathway. Lineage: Eukaryota; Fungi; Ascomycota; Sordariomycetes; Glomerellales; Glomerellaceae. Bases 1 to 867 code for a protein of 288 amino acids. The record is from RefSeq and is a predicted model, not a curated record. The transcript has 2 exons. Gene Ontology annotation, molecular function: oxidoreductase activity.